Brassica rapa (field mustard) is the source of this 3915-nucleotide messenger RNA. Its product is annotated as lipid phosphate phosphatase epsilon 2, chloroplastic. Lineage: Eukaryota; Viridiplantae; Streptophyta; Magnoliopsida; Brassicales; Brassicaceae. Gene Ontology annotation, biological process: lipid biosynthetic process; protein N-linked glycosylation. Gene Ontology annotation, cellular component: intracellular membrane-bounded organelle; endoplasmic reticulum membrane. Gene Ontology annotation, molecular function: dolichyldiphosphatase activity. The record is from RefSeq and is a predicted model, not a curated record.
UUCUCGUGCAUUCCACCGUUUUAUUCUUCAUUUUUAUAUUAUCUGCUUAAUUACUCUAUUUCUCGUGCAUUUCACCGUCUCGUUUACAUUAUAAAUACUUGCUCUUACUAAAUAAAUGCAAACUAUAUAUGCUUCCUCUCAUGACUUAUAUUAUCUUGCAAGGAUGAUCCUUAAUCGGCUGUUUAAUGUUUCUCGACAACAAGGACAAAUGAGUAGGGAGAUAAUUUGAUUGCUGUAACAAACAAAAAAACAAAAAUAUUAGCUUGUUUACUACAAGAUGUAGCAUUAAAUUAAGAAGUAAUGUAUGUCGGUGACUAGACAAAAACGGUGGGGGCCGGAGAGUUGACCGGAUCGGAGAAAACACACAAGAAUUAGUGUUCAAUGCGACGUUACAACUAAACUUACCUGAUAAACUGACAAAGACUGGAGUUCUAAUAUGAAUAGAUUAAGUUUUCUUAACUGAUUCAUGUAACGUGAAAAUAUUAAUGUCAAGUGAGACCAACUGUUGACUCUCACAGUCUCACUCUCAUUCACUCUCUCAACAGCUAAAGAACGACAUCUCGGCCGGAUUGUAUAAAACUUAGUAUGUACUUGAAACUGAAGAAAGAAAAAGGUUUUUAAACAAAAAAGAAAAAAUAAGAGAAACUACGAAGAAGGUUACACCCCUACUGCCCUACACGCAGAAUUGACAAUCAAAUGUGUUAUUAAGCAGACAAUUAGUAUUAGCCACUAGUAUAGUCCUGCAUGUUUUUCUUUAUCACCAUCAGGGCAACAACAAUAGGAAACAAAAUAAAACUAGGUACAACGUUUCAACAAUUUGUUUAAUUUGUGAUAUUUAUUGAUCAGCUAAAACGUUUACAAUACGUUUUUUUUACAAGCGUCGACAAUGUGUUUAUGAAUGAUAACAUGUUUAAACGAUCAGAUCUCCUAUUGCGAAACAAAUGUUUAAAGAGUGUAAGUGAAUUAUAUCCGCGAACAAAGUUAAGAAUGCACUAGUUUAUUGGAUAGCUAGGCCAUGAGAUCCUAUUGCGAAUAACCUUAUCUAUAUACUGGACCGGCUGAAAUACGUAGUCACAAUAGUUUAACGAUAUUUAUUGCCAAAAAAAAAGAAAUAAAUCAAUAUUUACUGCCAUAAUUUUCAUAAAAUAUUACUAGGAGUCUAGGAUCACUAGCAAUCUUCUAAAUAAUGGUCCUAAUUAGGGGAUAAUUGGCUAAUGGAUAUCACAGGCUGGUUCGACUAUGAGAGAUAUAUAUACACAUAAUAUAUAUGCUUACUUUAAUUAGUUCACUUUUAAAUUCGUAAGUAAUACCAUCCGAGCAUCAUUCUAAUAUCCACAGGCACACACUUGCACGCACGCGAAGAUUUGUGUCAGUAUAAAAUUUAUAACUAGAUUUUGUUGUCGUAUUUAACUUGGUAAAAAUGAAGUACCAUACUAGUAUAAUUCAUAGGAGUAGGAAGUAGGGCAGUAGAUUGUUAAUUGUUUCAUUGUUGAGACCCUGAUUCAAAGGUUUGACCACUGUAAGCAAUGUGGUCAGUGACAAAAAUCAUCAUGAAUUUCAGAGACUAUUUGGUACGACACGAUACCGUAUUUAAAGUCUUCUUCUUACUUUUCCCAUAUUUGACUCAAAGUCUUCUUCAUUUUCUGGCACAACAUUGUGUAAAACUGUACUUUUAGAUUGAGUUUGUCAGAAUGAUAGACGCAUCAUGACAUCUUUGAAUAAUACUAGUAAUAUAUAACGAAAUAAUAUACACAGUUGCACAAAAAAGAAAAGAAAAGAAAAAAUACACCCAGUUUUCACCUCCAACGACAAGACGAUCUGGCGUGUGGAAAGCCACACUCCAAGUCUCCAACCUAAACUACAGUUUGUAACCUCGUGUAAUUUAUUUUGUCUACAGUCUUACUAGGAAUUUAUUAUUCAUUUAAAGAUUCUCCAAUAAAAAUUGACAUGAAAGAUCAAAACUAACUGUCACGUGACUAUCAUCGCUUAGUUUUGGAUUCGAGAUUUUUCUAUAACAGAGGUUCCAUAAUGUUAUGGAUAAAAAUAAACUCUCAUAACAAUCAAAAGUGAUAUUAUGAAGAGAGUAGAACAUUCUUGUGUAAAGUAAAUUAACUAUGCCUUUAAGCCAGGAAACAUAUGGAGUUUUUGUUGUUGUUUGAGAUAUUCGGUGCUUUUACUAUUAUAACAUUUUCUAAUAUCCACUGUCCACAAUCAAAAGCUAUAAUCGAAAGUUGAUUAUUAUUUUUGGAUAAAAUAAAUAGUUUAAAAUAUAGUAAUGUGAGUUAAACUGGAAAACUUUUACGUGCGAGAAUCUAUUUACACAUCAGCAUGAAUAUAUAAAAACUAUAAAAGAUAACCAAGAAUAUAUUUAUAAGUAUACGUAUAUUAAUUUAAUUGGUCAAAUGUUUUUGUUCCAUUUUUUAUUUUAUUUUCCAGUGCAAAGCUUGUUAAGCAUAUUCGACCUCCAAUAUAGAUAAACUUUUCAUAUUAGGAUAUCAAAAUAAUUUUUAUUUAUCACAUGUAGUGAGUGUCUAGAAAAAUCGAAAAUAAGCAACAAAUGUUCCGAAACGAUGAGACAUUAAUAAUAUUCUGAAGCAUAAACGACGUGUACACGGCCUUCACACCGUUGAUGCAUUAUUUUGGUCAUAUUCGAGUUUCAGCAAUUCAAUCAACUUGCUAACACAUAUAUAUUCAUCAUCAAUUUUCUUUUUUCUCUUUUCUUUUUCCCCCAUAUCCAUUGGCUUAAUCAAAAGGAACAAAUUCCUUCCACAUAAUCACAAGAAGAAGCAAAGUAGAAUCUUAUAGUGUUGCAGGAGUUUUUAAUGGGCCUAAUUUAUGAAAAUGAGCAAAAUAGGCCCAUAAUGAUGACUAUAGCUAUGGGCUUUUGACAAUCUAUAGCAAACGAUCACGUAUGCCCCUUUUAAAAGCAACAUGAAAAUUACAAACACGUUCGCAGUAGAGAAGAAGAGUUAAUGUUUGUACGAUGGACGUUUAAAAGGUUCCUACUUCUUAUAGUAACCGAUUUUGACUAUUCUUUUCAUUUUGGAAAUGGCAAUGGCAGCAGCGUCGUCAUCUCUUGUUCUCUUCCACAAACCUACCUGCAAUUUUUAUUUUCAACAUUCCUCUGCCCCAGCUUACAUUAGUUCCCCUCGAAGAUGUAGCUUAAUCUUUCCUAUGAAUAGUAGGAGGAGUCUUUGCUCUUUCUCUGCCCCUAAAACUAUGGCCUAUUUAGUCAAAACUCAUGCCUUGAGAGACGGCGAAGAAGAACGGUUUCAGACGCUCCAGCAAGAUGCUUUCAUUACUAAUCCGUCGAAUGAUUUGGUCGGUGGUGGGAUCAACGCCGCCGCUAAUCGUCUGAGCAAAUGGGUUGUAGCUGCUCUGUUUGGAUCGGUUCUGCUUCUACGACGUGAUGGUGCAUCCUUGUGGGCUGUCAUUGGCUUUAUUUCCAACUCUCUGCUUUCGGUUACUCUAAAACGCAUACUUAACCAAGAGAGACCGGUUGCAACAUCGCGUUCUGAUCCUGGCAUGCCAUCCUCUCAUGCUCAGUCCAAUUCUUUCAUCUCUCUCUUUACCCUCUUCUCUGUUAUGGAGUGGCUUGGAGCCAAUCCACUCUCUCUGUUCCUUAGUGGCCUCAUCCUCGCAUUGGCUUCUUACUUUACAUGGUUAAGGGUGUCUCAGAAGCUUCACACGACCAGUCAAGUUAUGGUUGGUGCGAUCGUGGGGUCUGUUUUCUCCACCUUAUGGUACAUCACUUGGAACUCACUUGUUCUCCAAGCUUUUGCCUCGUCACAGAUAGCCGUCUUUACGGUUGCUGCUGCAUCUGCCUUAGGUUCUGCAGUUUAUGUGCUACUAAACUGGUCCAAAGAAGACAGAUGACAAGUUAAAUGCUUUAAUAGUAUUCCUUUUGUUUCCACA